GAUUUCUCCGCCGUCAGUGUUUCAUGAAGACACGGUAGGAUUUGAUGUUGGACGAUUAAUCCCGGUUUGUGUGGAAAUAGAGACCUGGCUCCAUUGGGAGAGAAUCGGAUCAAACAAUGAAGCGGCGAGUGCUACUGACGUUUUUCUCGCUCUUUCUCAUCAACUCCGCGAUCGGACAAAUAAGCUACUCUAUUCCUGAGGAAAUGCCAAAGGGGUCCCUGGUGGGAAAUAUCGCACAUGACUUAGGUUUGAAUACGAAACGUUUUGUAUCAGGGAAAGCAAAGAUUCAUACCAGGAACAGUUUGGAGUACGUGGAGCUGAACAGAGAAAGAGGAUUGCUCCUCGUGAAGGAAAAAAUCGACAGAGAGGCGCUGUGCACGGAGGUUACGGUCUGUAGUCUGGACUUUCAGAUUAUCUUGGAGAAUCCUAUUGAAUUUUACACCGUCACUGUCCAGAUUACGGAUAUUAAUGAUAAUGCUCCGACGUUUGAAAAAAGCGAGAAGCAUUUUAAAAUAAGUGAAUCAGCAUCACCAGGAGUAAAAUUCGUGUUAGAAAGGGCGGUGGAUCAUGAUGUUGGAAUCAAUGGAGUUCAAAAAUACGAUUUAAAACCAAGCCAUAAUUUUGCUUUGAAGCUGCACAAUAAUCCACGUGAUAACAAAAAUGUGGAGAUGGUGUUACAGAAGCCUUUAGACAGAGAGACAGAGGCGGAGAUAAAUCUAAUACUGACCGCUGUAGAUGGAGGAGACCCACAGAUGUCGGGAACGAUGCUGAUCAUAAUAACAGUUUUAGACGCAAAUGAUAACGCCCCACGUUUUACACAGCAAGAGUACAAGGCAGCACUUCAUGAAAACUCACCCAUAGGCACUGUUGUUGCUUCUGUUGCAGCGUCAGAUGCAGAUCAAGGCUCUUACGGAAAAAUAACAUAUUCAAUCACGAGUACGCAGGCAAAUGUCAGAAAAAUAUUUCAGAUUAAUGAGCAAAACGGAGAAGUGUCUCUAAUUGGAAAUAUUGACUUUGAAAAAAACAAAUUAUUUGAAAUUAUUAUAAGAGCUUCAGAUGAUGGAGGACUUACUGAUUCCUGUAAGCUAAUUGUUGAAGUGGAAGAUAUAAACGACAAUAAGCCUGAAAUUAGUAUUAUGUCAAAAUCAAAUGUUAUAUCAGAGGAUGCUGGAGUUAACACUGUUGUAACAGUGAUAAAUAUAGAAGACAUUGACUCUGGAGAAAAUGGGAAAGUGAAAUGCUUUAUCACUGAAAAUAUGCCAUUUGUUCUGAAAAUGUCAACAAAUAAUUUUACAGUUUAGUGACAGACAUCAAAUUAGAUAGAGAAACAUAUUCUGAGUAUAAUAUCACAGUAAUUUGCUCUGAUGAAGGAGUUCCUUCACUCUCUAG
Molecule: messenger RNA, 1389 nt
Organism: Poeciliopsis prolifica (blackstripe livebearer)
Lineage: Eukaryota; Metazoa; Chordata; Actinopteri; Cyprinodontiformes; Poeciliidae
Product: protocadherin beta-14-like
Exons: 1
Coding region: 117-1301 (394 amino acids)
Biological process (GO): homophilic cell-cell adhesion
Cellular component (GO): plasma membrane
Molecular function (GO): calcium ion binding
Source: RefSeq, a predicted model, not a curated record